This is a messenger RNA of Capsella rubella, 1675 nucleotides long. RefSeq lists its product as uncharacterized. Gene Ontology annotation, biological process: xanthophyll cycle. The transcript is spliced from 2 exons. The coding region runs from base 16 to 1590 and encodes 524 amino acids. The record is from RefSeq and is a predicted model, not a curated record. Lineage: Eukaryota; Viridiplantae; Streptophyta; Magnoliopsida; Brassicales; Brassicaceae. Gene Ontology annotation, molecular function: violaxanthin de-epoxidase activity.
AUUGGCCACCACACCAUGGCGAUUUCUCUCAAAGCAGCUUCUCUUCCCGGAACGAGAGAGUCUUCUCCUUUCCUCACUCGAUUCGUCCCUCGUCGUGCGGCGUUCUCUCCGGUUAAUUUCUUCCGGAAGUCUCGUCCUUUCUCAGAUGACGCGUCGUACUCCAGGCGGAGAAUCAUUGUUCGCUCGGUUUUGGAGACGGAGAAGAGUAGGAAGACAGAGAAGCCUGAGCCUCCGGUGAAACUGGUUGCUCUCGUCGGUAAAGGAGCAGUAAGCCCACUCAAAUCCACUUCCUGGGAAGAAGUUAUGCUCCACACCGCAAGAAGACUAAAAUGGGUUGAUGAAGGAUACGAAAUGCUCGUUUUUGAUGAUGAAAUUUUGAUUGCAAAUGAUCAGAGAGCUUUGAUGAUGAAACAGGAACUGAAUCAGACUGAUAUCUUGGUUUUAGUUGCUGUUACUAACUCAGAAUCUGUGAAGUGGGUUCAGGAGAACAGCAAAAGUAUCAAGAACAUGAUUUGCUUUGAGUCGUCUUCAGAUUUGAUGAACAGGCUUGGAGGGACUGAUAUUGGAAGCGUGAAUAAAGAUAAAGAAGCGACAGAGGUUGUGAAGACAGUGGGAGAUGCUUGGGAACGUCGAAACUCUGAUGAUAUAAGGUUUUGUUUGCUUGUCAUCAUCAACGCUUACAUAAGACCUGUUCCUGUGUUGCAAAACUUGAGGUCUAAAGGGUUUUCGACGCUUAGUUGUAUGGUUAAAAACUGUGGACCUCAGAUUUUGAACUGUCUUUUGGAUCCGAAUUGUCGAAAAGCUCUUCAGUGUUUGAACCAAUGUAGUCCUGUGGAUCAGGUGUGUAGCUACAGAUGCAUUGCUUCUUAUGAGAGUCCGUACUUUGAAGCUUUCUCUCUUUGUGUACUACAGAAACACAAUUGUUUAGAACUGGAUGCAAAGAUCCCUGAGAAGCCGUAUGUGCCUCCCAUGACGACUUUUCGAGGGAAGGAGUUAUGUCAUGAUACAGCGGAAGACUUGUUUGUUGGAUGGUUAGGGGAAUUGGAUUGGAGCUGGCGUGUCGUGGCUGGACAAAACCCGGCUUAUGAUCAGUUUCCUUGUCAGUACCAGCUAUUCUACCGAGGAAAAGGAAAGUCCGCGUUUUGGUAUGAGCCCGUGUUCCAGGUGAGGACGCUUGAAGAGAAGCUGGUUUGGAGAAGGAGAAGAUACUCAGUUAAACAAGGAAAGAUUCCUGCAACAUUCCGUUUCAGCGUUUUGGACAAUGGUGUGGUAUCAAAUGAGUUUUGGACGAUAGUGGAUGUGUCUGACGAUCUAAGUUGGGGACUGUUCCAUUACAAUGGAGCAGCUCGUGUAGCGGGACAGUCUUACACUGGGGCUGUGCUCGUGACACCAGAUGGUUCCUACCCGGCAGAGAAAGAAAAGGAGAGAUUGCAGUCAGCAUUGGAGAAAUGUGGGAUUAAGGAGUGGGAGCUCUUUGCUGUUGAUAACUGUUCUUGUGAAAAUCCACCAUUGGGGAUUCCACAAGGUUCUAGACUACAUUCAAAAAUCAGCAUCAUCAAGCAACCUGAUUCGGAAGAAAAUUUCAACUAAUUUUGCACUGUGUUAGUCACUGUUUUUUCUUGUAAAUUCAACAGUGGUUCAUACACUGAUAUACACCAGCAUCAAACUUGGCACU